GAUCGGAUCCCGCCAGAUUUAACCAAUCUCCCCUUAUAAAUAAAAAACCUAAUUUCAACGAACGCAUUUGCUUUCCGAUCUCUUUCUCCUUCCGUUCUCAUAGCAUGAAAACUGCAUUGAAAGCCCUUUUCUCGACCAACCCAACCCUAAACUUCAAUUCUUAUUGUAAAAGAUGUGGUUCUUUAUUAAAGAAUUUCUCAGAUAAAGGCUUGGUCACCGAAGGAACUGCCCUUCAUUGCCAUUUACUGAAGCAGGGUAUUUUUUCUGAGAAAUUUGUAGCUAUCAAACUGUUAAUAAUGUACCUUGAUUUUAGACAAUUAGCUGAAGCUAAUCAGAUUGUAAAGGAGUUUAAUGGGUUUAAUUUAGUUGUCCAGAAUUGUUUGAUUAAUGCUAAUAUUCAGUGGGGAAGUCUGUCUGAAGCUCGGAAGCUAUUCGAAGAAAUGCCUGAAAGAAACGAGGUUACAUGGACUAUGUUGAUUUCAGGUUUAAUGAAGUACGGGAGAGUGCAAGAAUCAAUGUGGUAUUUUGAAAUGAAUCCAUUCAAGAAUGUGGUUUCAUGGACCGCGGGGAUUAGUGGGUUGUUGAAACACGGGCUUAGCUUUCAUGGUUUGAAGCUUUUUAUUAGGUUGCUUGAAUCCGGGGUUAAGCCUAAUCAAGUUACUUUUACGGCUGUGAUUAGCGCGUGUAUAGAAACUGGGGACUUCGAGUUGGGAAUGAGUGUUUUAGGACUUAUAGUGAAAACCGGGUUUGAAGCUAAUGUUUCAGUUUGCAACUCGUUGAUAACAUUUUGUUUAAGGAUGCGUGAGUUUGAUAUGGCCAGGAGGGUGUUCAAUCGAAUGGAUACAAGAGAUGUCGUUUCUUGGACAGCGAUACUGGAUAUAUAUGUGGAGAUGGGGAACUUGGGAGAGGCAAGGAGGAUUUUUGAUGAGAUGCCAGAAAGAAAUGAAAUUUCUUGGAGUGCAAUUAUUGCUAGGUAUAGUCAGAGUGGUGAUCAUCUAGAGGCCUCGAAACUCUUUCGACGAAUGGUUCAAGAAGGGUUUAAGCCAACUAUCUCUUGUUUUUCUCGCAUUCUUAGUACAUUGGCUAGCCUUGAGAAUUUACGAGCAGGGAGGAACAUACAUGCUCACAUUAAGAAAAUCGGGAUUCAGGGAGAUGUUUUUAUCAGUAGUUCUCUUGUUGACUUGUACUGUAAAUGUAGAGAUACCGAAAAUGGACGAUUGGUUUUUAAUUCCAUUGAAAACAAGAAUGUGGUUUCAUGGAAUUCUAUGCUUGGUGGCUAUUGUAUGAAUGGACAAAUGGAUGAAGCUAAGUAUUUGUUUGAUAACAUGCCUACUCGAAAUAAUGUUUCUUGGGGUGCUAUAAUCGGUGGCUAUGUAGAACAUAAGCAGUAUGAUAAGGUGUUUGAAGUAUUCAAUGUGAUGCUCUUGUCUGGGGAAUCUCCAACGAAGCAGACCUUCUCGAGUGUGCUUUCUGCUUGUGCAAGUGUGGCUUCAUUGGAGAAAGGCAGGGAUAUCCAUGGAAAGAUCUUAAAACAAGGGUUCCAUUAUGAUGUUUACUUGGGCACUGCCUUAACUGAUAUGUAUGCAAAAUCUGGCGAUAUUGAAAGCUCUAAGCAGGUUUUUGAUAGAAUGCCAGAGAGAAAUGAGUUUUCGUGGACUGUUAUGAUUCAAGGACUUGCAGAAAGUGGUCUUGCAAAAGAAUCUCUUUCCUUGUUUGGAGAAAUGGAAAGAAGUUCCUCUGUUGCUCCUAAUGAGCUCAUGCUUUUAGCCGUUCUAUUUGCAUGUUCUCAUUGUGGGUUGGUUGAUAAAGGGCUCGAGUUCUUUGGUGAAAUGGAGUCAGUCUAUGGUGUAAGGCCAAAGGGAAGACAUUAUACUUGCGUAGUGGAUAUGCUGUCUCGAUCUGGACGCUUAUACGAAGCUGAAGAGUUAAUUAAUUCCAUGCCGUUCCAACCUGAAGCUAAUGCACUUGCAGCUCUGUUAAGUGGUUGCAAGACAUAUAAAAACGAGGAGAUCGCAGAGAGAACAGCUAGAAAACUCGGUGAACUAGCAGAGAGAAACUCAGCUGGAUUUGUUUUGUUGUCAAACAUAUAUGCUUCAGCUGGGAGAUGGGUCGAUGUUUCCAACGUUAGGAAAUUAAUGAGGGAGAAGGGAUUGAAAAAGAGUGGCGGCUGCAGUUGGGUUGAGGUGAGAAACCAUGCAUACUCUUUUUAUUCGGAAGAUGGAACACACUCGAAAUCAGCUGAGAUUUACGAUAUCUUGGAGCUCUUGCAAUCUGAAAUGAUGGCACUUUAAAGAGCGGCUGCUGCAGUUGGUUUGUCAAUAAAACACGCAUCGGCAUU
Messenger RNA from Hibiscus syriacus, 2338 nucleotides. Its product is annotated as pentatricopeptide repeat-containing protein At2g13600-like. Gene Ontology annotation, molecular function: RNA binding; protein binding. The transcript has a single exon. Bases 105 to 2291 code for a protein of 728 amino acids. Gene Ontology annotation, biological process: RNA modification. The record is from RefSeq and is a predicted model, not a curated record. NCBI's taxonomy places the organism in Eukaryota, Viridiplantae, Streptophyta, Magnoliopsida, Malvales, Malvaceae.